Messenger RNA from Porites lobata, 1374 nucleotides. The record is from the annotation of a GenBank genome assembly. NCBI's taxonomy places the organism in Eukaryota, Metazoa, Cnidaria, Anthozoa, Scleractinia, Poritidae.
GUAGCUGUAGUUGGUGUAGUUGGUGUAGUUGGUGUAGUAGCUGUAGUUGGUGUAGUUGCUGUAGUUGGUGUAGUUAGUGUAGUUGGUGUAGUAGCUGUAGUUGCUGUAGUUGGUGUAGUUAGUGUAGUUGCUGUAGUUGGUGUAGUAGCUGUAGUUGGUGUAGUUGGUGUAGUUGCUGUAGUUGGUUUAGUUGCUGUAGUUGGUGUAGUUGCUGUAGUUAGUGUAGUUGGUGUAGUUAGUGUAGUAGCUGUAGUUGGUGUAGUAGCUGUAGUUGGUGUAGUAGCUGUAGUUGAUGUAGUAGCUGUAGUUGAUGUAAUUGCUAUAGUUACUGUAGAUGGUGUAGUAGCUGUAGUUGGUGUAGUUAGUGUAGUUGGUGUAGUACCUGUAGUUGCUGUAGUUGGUGUAGUUGCUAUAGUUGGUGUAGUUGCUGUAGUUGGUGUAGUUAAUGUAGUUGGUGAAGUUGCUGUAGUUGAUGUACUUACUGUAGUUGUUGUAGUUGGUGUAGUAGCUGUAGUUGGUGUAGUUAGUGUAGUUGCUGUAGUUGGUGUAGUUUAUGUACUUGGUGUAGUAGCUCUAGUAGGUGUAGUUGGUGUAGUUGCUGUAGUUAGUGUAGUUGGUUUAGUUAGUUAAGUAGCUGUACUUGGGGUAGUUGCUGUAGUUAGUGUAGUUGGUGUAGUUAGGGUAGUUCGUGUAGUUAGUGUAGUUGGUGUAGUUAGUGUAGUUGCUGUAGUUGGUGUAGUUAGAGUAGUUGGUGCAGUUAGUGUAGUUGCUGUAGUUGGUGUACUAGCUGUAGUUAGUUUAGUUAGUGUAGUUGGUGUAGUAGCUGUAGUUGCUGUAGUUGGUGCAGUUCGUGUAGUUCGUGUAGUUGCUGUAGUUGCUGUAGUUGAUGUAGUAGCUGUAGUUAGUGUAGUUCCUGUAGUUAGUGUAGUUGCUGUAGUUGGUGUAGUAGCUGUAGUAGCUGUAGUUGCUGUAGUUGCUGUAGUUGGUGUAGUAGCUGUAGUUGGUGUAGUUAGUGUAGUUGGUGUAGUAGCUGUAGUUGGUGUAGUUGGUGUAGUUAGUGUAGUUGCUGUAGUUGGUGUAGUAGCUGUAGUUGGUGUAGUAGCUGUAGUUAGUGUAGUUCCUGUAGUUAGUGUAGUUGCUGUAGUUGGUGUAGUUGCUGUAGUAGCUGUAGUUGCUGUAGUUGCUGUAGUUGGUGUAGUAGCUGUAGUUGGUGUAGUUAGUGUAGUUGCUGUAGUUGGUGUAGUAGCUGUAGUUGCUGUAGUUGCUGUAGUUCGUGUAGUUGCUGUAGUUGAUGUAGUUACUGUAGUUGCUGUAGUUAGCGUAGUUGGUGUAGUUAGUGUAGUAGCUGUAGUAGCUGUAGUUGGUGAAGUUGGU